CCAACAACUUCACAGUCCUUCCUUCUACAGAGGCUUGCCUCCAGUCAUUCUUUCUUACAACUAACUUCGAUACACUCUUUUCGAGACACACAUUCACUCACCAACGCACUUGCAACACUUACCCAUUCCACCAACCCGCCAACCACCCAAAUCAAUCAACAUGUUCACUGCUUCCUACAUCAUCGCUGCUAGCCAGCUUUUCGCUUUCGCCUUCGGCGCUCCCCUCGUCGGUGCCAGCCCCAAGCAAGCUCGUUCCCUGGUGGCACGCACUGCUUACAAGGUCUUCGGCGGUGACGGCACCCCGGCUCAGGGCUGGCCUCAGGAGUCUGAAUGGAAGUCUUUCGAGGACCUCUGGAGCGCUAAUGUCGCCACCACUCUCCAGUCUUGCACUCAGUUCGGCAUGGACAACAACAGCCAGGAGGAGUCCGACAACAUCAAGAAGGCUAUCCAGGAGGUCUCUGGCACCAGCGGUGUCAAGGCCGAGUUCCUCCUCGCCAUCGUCAUGCAGGAGUCCAAGGGCUGCGUCCGCGCCCCGACUACCAACUACGGCUUCGACAACCCGGGACUCAUGCAGUCCUUCCAGGGAACCCACUCUUGCAACCCUAACGGCCAGGGUGUUGUUCCUUGCCCAUACGACAUGAUCAAGGGCAUGAUCGAGGACGGUGCCGGUCUCAACGGUGACGUCGGUCUCAAGGAGGGUCUUGCCCAGGUUGGUGGCGACGAUGUCUCCAAGUACUACAAGGCUUCCCGCAUCUACAACUCGGGUUCCAUUGCUGGCGACGGCAACCUCAACGGCGGCAUUGCCACCCACUGCUACGCCACCGACGUUGCCAACCGUCUGAUCGGCUGGACUGAUGCCGACCAGCACGGCUGCGACGAGGCCACCAUCGGCAGCGUCGGCGGUGGUUCUGCCAACACUGCUCCCGCCGGUCCCUCUGACGGCGGUGAGACCACCACCCCGGUCGACACCACCACCCCUCCUGCUACUGGCGGCUGCGCGAAGACCUGGACUCCCAAUGCCGGCGACAACUGCUCCACCAGCGGUGUUGACUUUGCCACCUUCCAGUCGCUCAACCCCUCUAUUGACGCCAACUGCGCCAACCUCCAGGCCGGCACCGCCUACUGCGUUCCCAACUAAGCGCGCAACGAAACGACCAAAACGAUGACACCGACCAACUAACCAAGCAGCUUACUUUCUAGUGACGGAGACUCGACGACGGGGACUGUGAAGGAGUUGUUUGGUGUGGGCUGUGAAUCCUUUUUCCUUUCUCGACUUUCGCUUUUCACUUCUUGUGUUACACACCCUAUUUUGUCGCAUUUACAUCUUGUUCCUUACACAUCUACAACCUCCGAUAUACACACCAACGCACGCAUGGAACAGGGACGGGGGCUACGGGAAAUGCUUGGGACGAAUCUUUGUUGCUUUCUAUUGGGGGUUUUUGCUAGGCAUUUCAGCGAUAGCGCGUCUGGUCCUUCUCAUGUUUUCCGCUGCCAUAUUUACUCUCCUAUAGACUCCUUCGCGCGAAUCACGA
Paraphaeosphaeria sporulosa is the source of this 1532-nucleotide messenger RNA. RefSeq lists its product as uncharacterized. Bases 161 to 1138 code for a protein of 325 amino acids. The record is from RefSeq and is a predicted model, not a curated record. NCBI's taxonomy places the organism in Eukaryota, Fungi, Ascomycota, Dothideomycetes, Pleosporales, Didymosphaeriaceae. The transcript has a single exon.